This is a messenger RNA of Medioppia subpectinata, 444 nucleotides long. The record is from the annotation of a GenBank genome assembly. NCBI's taxonomy places the organism in Eukaryota, Metazoa, Arthropoda, Arachnida, Sarcoptiformes, Oppiidae.
AUGAAACUCUUUAUUUUAGUGUUUAUAAUUGGUGUAAUAUAUUGUGGACGGGAAGAGGAAGAGGCGGCUAUCGAUGUGAUUACCGCCAGUUAUGAGAGAUAUGGCAAUGGAGUCGAAGCACCGGAAAAGUUGGAAAUCAUUAAAGAGAAGUGCAAUGAAUUGGGCAAUGCUAUGGGCACCGGUAGACUUUUCUGGGAUAUAGUAACCGGCUUGAAAUGGGCAGGUUACCUCAAACCAAAAAUCCGAGAAGUGAUUCUCGAGAGUCCUACCAUUCAAUUCUAUGAAAAAAUUAAUUUGUUCUGCACACUGCCCGAGGACAAAAUGCUGAAAUAUACCCCGAUUAUAAACGCUAAAUUGGCCGACACUAAAAAACUCCGUGACCGUUUCCUUGGAUACCUAGAAGAUACUACAAAGCAGUCGAGAGUUAACAUGGGCGAAGUAGUA